Talaromyces rugulosus is the source of this 885-nucleotide messenger RNA. RefSeq lists its product as uncharacterized. The record is from RefSeq and is a predicted model, not a curated record. The transcript has a single exon. Lineage: Eukaryota; Fungi; Ascomycota; Eurotiomycetes; Eurotiales; Trichocomaceae. Bases 1 to 885 code for a protein of 294 amino acids.
AUGGAGUUGGACCACUACCUAACCCUAUAUUAUCGAGACUACGAUGAGAUCAACAGCAAGUCUAUUCACCACGCCGUCCAAGCAUGCCACGGUUUGACUGUCCCGUAUGAAUUCCCCGGAGAUUAUGUGAUCAUGUGUGGUCGACACUCUGAUCCCGUGGAUCUUUUCGGCGACAUGACACUGGCGGACUUUCGUCACGCCCUGGAUUAUUUCAGUACGUACCACGACCAGACAAUUCGCGAAACCCCAGGUGGAGGCUCUGUACUUGCGGUACAGAUUAGCUGUGCACUUGAGCAGAGACUUUAUGCUCGUGACGCUUUCAUCUCUGUGGCCGUGGAUCGUGAUUUUAUAGGCACUAGCAAUACUAUAUCACCGUUAUCGGAGGCUCUGGGAAACUCGAUCAAAAUAUGUAAGCUAAAUUGCAACGAGCUAAAACGUGAGGGAGAGCGGAUGGAUAUCUCAUUGGAAGAGGAUUUUCGCAACUCAUAUGCAGAUAUUCUUCUGACAGACAUGGAUCCAACAUCUGAAAAUUGGGGCAAAUUCAUUGAAGCUUCCUCAUUCAGUGGCAAUGUCAUAUUAUUGAAUGACGAUCGAGCCGAUCUGAGCUUUGAAUUGGUGCAAACAAUCACAGCCUACUCUCUGGGGGUUCUGAAGCCAUUGUUCGAGAAAUCCUUGAGGGGGGAAAUCUCUCGUCAGGAUGAUCUAGCAGAAAUAUUGCCGGAAAAGAUGAUGGCGUGGAAACCAGCUGAAGCUUUUCAAGAGACCGAGCAACUUGGACUACGGCGAGGAUUUGUUGCUAGGAUAGAUUCCUCGACGAAGAACUUGGCAACUCAAGAGUCUCGUGUUCUUGAUGUAAUAGACAGGAUUUUGCAUGGCCAGCCUUAG